AUGGCAGCACUUGACUGUUCACAAACCAAAAUAGUGGAUGAAGAGAAAAAUGGGAACAAGCAAGAAUUUAACUUUGAAAAAGCUCGUCUGGAAGUGCACAAGUUUGGCAUCACCGGCUACAAGAAGCAGGAACAACGUCUGUGGGAGCAGGAGCGUGCGAUCAUGCUGGGAGCUAAGCCCCCCAAAAAGGAACAUGUAAACUACAGGACUUACCAAGAGAAAAUGAAAGAGAAAAAAAUGGCGAAGGAUGAUGAUAAGGGAAAGGAACAUAAAGGUGGUUCUCUUAAGAAGAAGAAGAAAGAACAGAAGGAGAGGAAGGCCAAAAGGAAGAAAUCAGUGCCUAGCAUUUGGCCUGCAGGACAAGUUGGAAAAUUCAGAGAUGGAACUUUGAUUCUGCAAAGCUAUGACAUAAAGAAAAUUAAAUCAUCUAAAGUUAUCAAAUGA
Chaetura pelagica (chimney swift) is the source of this 444-nucleotide messenger RNA. It is a transcript of the gene FSAF1, whose product is annotated as chromosome unknown open reading frame, human C1orf131. The record is from RefSeq and is a predicted model, not a curated record. NCBI's taxonomy places the organism in Eukaryota, Metazoa, Chordata, Aves, Apodiformes, Apodidae. Bases 1 to 444 code for a protein of 147 amino acids. The transcript is spliced from 6 exons.